CAACCUCACCAUUUCGCCGCCAUUCAUCACGCCCGGACUCUCUGUUCUAUCGCUUGUCCGUUUCUCUGUAGAAGUCGAGCCUUUGUCGGCAGAUCAGUCAUCAAGCCGCAAUCAUGGGUGGUGACCUUAACUUGAAGAAAUCGUGGCAUCCGCAUUUGCGAAAGAAUCAAGAAAGAGUAUGGAAAGAAGAAAAGUCCGCCCUCGAGGAGCGCAAAUUAAUCGAUCGACUCAAGAAAGAGCGGGAAGAAGAGCGGCAGAUUGAGGAGUUACAGAAUCUACAGGCUUCCGCGGGUGGCAAAGUUGUAACGAAGCGCGUGGACUGGAUGUAUGCAGGUCCUAGUGGCGAGGGCGCUGGCGUAACAGAAGAGCGUGAGGGAUAUCUACUUGGCAAGCGACGGAUCGACGAGCUGCUAAAGUCGGAUACACAGGGCUUGCAGAAGGGCGCCGCUGUCGGUAUUGAUGCGGCUGGAGAUACGAAUGCGAAUACCGCUCGCGACACACACAAGAAGGUGCUAGAAGAUCCACUCCUUAUAAUUCAGAAGCAGAAGAUGGAGAUGCAAUUGAAGGCCGCGAAAGACGCGGCAAAGGAAGCCAAAUACGCAGAGAAGCGCGGAAAAGAGAAAGAACGAGAGAGGCGGCACAAUCGGAGUAAGGAUCGGGAAAGCAAGCACCGUAGUCGACGAGACCGCUCGCGCUCCAGAUCUACUGAGCAUGGCGAUCGAGACAGGAGGGAGCGGAAGCAUCGGAGACAUGAUCGCGACGAGAGAGAUGGCCGAGAUAGCCGUCGACGGCGAUCAAAGUCACGAUCACGGUCUCCAUAUCGCAGGAGUCACCGCGACGAGAAUAGACGGCGCUCACGCUCGCGCUCGCCUAAUAGACGGGAAGAUCGCGAUAGCUAUCGGCGGCGUGAUCCCAUACCUCGACACUCACAUGAUAAACCUCGCCGUAACUGGGGUGAAGACCAUCCCGUGCGACCUGCGCAUUCGAUAAAAGCGCAAGAGGGGCCAACGGAGACUGCGGCCGAGCGUUUGGCUAAGAUGCAAGUUGCCGCCUCGUCUCUCGAGGAGCAGCGUGCGGAGCGUGUCCGCGAUCAAGAGAUGAAGGACGCAGAAGAAGCGGAGAAACACAAGAAGAACAUGGACGGAGGGCGGCGCCUCAUCUCUAGUGUGCGUGGCCAAGCGUCGAACAUGGAUCUAGGUGACGCUAUUGCCCGUGGACGGCAUAAUCUCAGGGCAGAGCUGGACGUUUAGUGGCCUACUAUUGAAGUGGCGGUGGUUGGGGGGACUUGCCGUCAAUAUAAAUGGCUAGGACUGCUUAUUUUUAGGUGAAAUUGAUACCCAAAUGCUGGAUAACUUCUCUAUCU
This is a messenger RNA of Cucurbitaria berberidis CBS 394.84, 1363 nucleotides long. RefSeq lists its product as uncharacterized. Bases 114 to 1250 code for a protein of 378 amino acids. The transcript has 3 exons. Gene Ontology annotation, biological process: mRNA splicing, via spliceosome. NCBI's taxonomy places the organism in Eukaryota, Fungi, Ascomycota, Dothideomycetes, Pleosporales, Cucurbitariaceae. Gene Ontology annotation, cellular component: U2-type spliceosomal complex. The record is from RefSeq and is a predicted model, not a curated record.